Molecule: messenger RNA, 4920 nt
Organism: Melanotaenia boesemani (Boeseman's rainbowfish)
Lineage: Eukaryota; Metazoa; Chordata; Actinopteri; Atheriniformes; Melanotaeniidae
Product: dipeptidyl aminopeptidase-like protein 6
Exons: 26
Coding region: 628-3159 (843 amino acids)
Biological process (GO): proteolysis
Molecular function (GO): serine-type peptidase activity; dipeptidyl-peptidase activity
Source: RefSeq, a predicted model, not a curated record
GUGAUUGCUGGUCACUUCUCAUGCAGAGCGCGUCUGCGGAUAACAGCUACCGUCGGGCUCUCUGCGUCCUUCACACUUUUCCUGCGUGAGGACAGUCACGCUGAAACACAUACACAAACAUACACACACAAACACACACACAAAGAGAGAAAAGGCUAAUCAUUAUCUUUUGCUCGUUUGUUUUGCGGACAAUUCCUCGAGGUCUGAUGAGGAUCGAAUAUCUGAUGAAAAGUCAGCGCUUCCGCCUGAUAGCGCGCUGUAAGGAGGCAUCAGGAAACUGAAAAGGGGAAGUCAACGUGUUCUGAAUACAAAAGAGGACAACUAUUGACACGUUUAGUCAUCAGUCUGUCGUGCGCCUGGACAAAGCUUUAAGGACAUCGGUGUGGAGGAUUCAGCUUUAAAUCGGUCUAUUAUUUUGUGAGUCCUCCACAGAUGCUUAUUUACUAUACAAGCAUCCUCAUCUUAUUUUUUUGCUCCAUCCCGGAGGUGAAAACUGGCUUCCUGCCAUUGGUUCUCUUCGAAGCGCACAGAAAACCAGUAGCUUAUCCAUACAACCCGACUCAGAAGAGACCCGUUUGUGGCUCUGACAUGCUGUAAGUUCUUUCAUUUGAACUGGACCUUAAUACUAUGGCUUCGUUGUAUCAGAGAUUCACCGGGAAGAUCAAUACAACCAAUUCCUUUCCGCACCCACCUGAGGCCAGCCACCUUCUGGGUGGACAGGUUGCAGACGAGGAAAACGGAGCGAAAAUCUCUCAGCAACACGCCGACGGCAGACCUCACGUUCAGCACCACAAAAAGUGUUUGCGGGAGGAUGAGGAUGACCUGGUGGGCAGUGCGCCGCCUCAGAGGAACUGGAGGGGAAUAGCGAUCGCUCUGCUGGUCAUCCUAAUCAUCUGCUCCCUGAUUGUCACUUCUGUUAUCCUGCUGACCCCUCGAGAGGAUGACAGCCUUGCCCUUAAGAAGAAAGUAACUAUAGAGGAUGUCUUUGGUCCAGACCUCCACAUCCAUGACCCAGAUGCUAAAUGGCUCAGUGACAAUGAACUGCUGUUUCGAUCAAGGAACGGGGAUGUUAUCGUGCUUAAUGUUGACACAGAGGAGCAGAAGGUCAUCGUGCCGAACCAGCUGUUUGACAGAUCCAGAGCUGCCAAAUAUCAGGUGUCCCCAGAUAUGAAACAUAUACUAUUUGCCUUUGAUGUAAAACCGAUCUACCAGCACUCCUACUUGGCCAAGUACAUUAUUUACAGCCUUGUGAAACAGGAAACUUGGUCUUUAAAUCCCCCCGAGGUGCAUGAAGCUGUCCUGCAGUUUGCUGGAUGGGGACCCCAAGACCAGCAGCUGAUCUUCAUAUUUGAAAACAACAUUUACUACAGAGCAACAGUUGAAAGUCGAUCAAUCCGCCUCGUUUCCACCGGUAAAGAGGGCGUUGUCUUCAAUGGCCUUGCUGACUGGCUGUAUGAGGAGGAGAUCCUGCAAACCCACAUAGCCCACUGGUGGUCUCCAGAUGGGCAGCGUUUGGCCUACAUGACCAUCAACGACACGCUGGUACCAAAAAUGGAAGUUCCAUUUUUUACAGGAACCCCAUAUCCCACUAGCCUGGACUAUCACUACCCAAAGGCUGGGGAAGAAAAUCCCACAGUGCACCUGUCAGUGGUGAGUGUCCAUGGGCCCCUGCACACAGUGGUGAUGAAGAAACCUGUGGACCCCCGAAUAGGGAGGGAAUAUUACAUCACCAUGGUGAAAUGGGCCACCAACACUAAACUGGCUGUCAACUGGCUGAACAGAGCCCAGAACAACUCUAUUCUGGCAUUGUGUGAGGUCACCACUGGAGUCUGCGAUAAGAAACACGAGGAUGAGAGUGAGAGCUGGUUGCAUCGACAGAAUGAACCACCACUCUUUUCCAAAGAUGGGCACAAGUUUUUCUUCACCAGGGCAAUCCCUCAGGGUGGGAGAGGAAAGUUUUUCCACAUCUCUAUGUCCACCUCCAUCGCUAACACUAGCACAGGCAUCCUUCAGUCCCUGACCACUGGAGACUGGGACGUCACCAGAAUCUUAGCCUACAAUCAUGAAAGGAGCCUCAUAUACUUUCUGAGCACAGAAGACAACCCAAAGCGGAGGCACUUAUACAGCGCUGACACAAUCUCUCCAUUCAACCGCUGCUGCCUGUCCUGUGAAUUCAAGUGUGGCUAUGUGGACGUUUCAUUCAGCCACAACAUGCAGUACUUUUUACUCAACUGCAAAGGUCCAGAUAUACCAAGUGUGGCUGUUUACAGGACUGAGGACAAACAGAAGGUGUUUGAUGUGGAGACAAAUGAAAGAGUAAACAACACAUACAACAACAUGCAGAUGCCUAAAGUGGAGAAUAGGACUAUCGUCAUAGAUGAUUACACUCUGACAAUGCAGAUCCUCAAGCCAGCCGGAUUUGUAGAUACAGCCCAAUACCCGCUGCUGCUGCUAGUAGAUGGCACGCCUGGUGGGCAGAUGGUGACGGAGCAAUUCCAGGUGGACUGGGCCACAGUUCUGGUCAGCAGCUUCAGCACCAUUGUCAUCCGCUUUGAUGGCCACGGCAGCGGCUUUCAGGGCACCAACCUGCUCCACAAGGUCCGCAGGAAGCUGGGGAAGCUGGAGGAGAGGGACCAGCUGGAGGCACUCAGGUUUAUAUCCAAAGAGCCUUACAUUGAUAAGAAUCGAAUGGGAGUUUAUGGAAAGGCCUACGGGGGAUAUUUAGCAACAAUGCUUUUGAGCUCCGAGGAGUUUACCCAACUAAAAUGUGGAGCAGCCGUCUCACCCAUCACAGAUUUUGAGCUUUAUGCAUCUGCAUUUUCAGAGCGAUACCUCGGCCCAAAGACGGCUUCUCGAGUAUAUGCAAUGGCAAAUUUAGCUCACCGAGCAGGUCAGCUGCAGGAGAAACACUACUUAAUAAUUCACCCAACUGCUGACGAAAAGGUUCACUUCCAGCACACAGCCAAAUUUAUCAACCAUUUAAUCAGUGAGAAGGCCAAUUACACUCUACAGAUCUACCCAGAUGAGGGACACUUCCUGCACAGUGAGGGGACACGGCAGCAUUUAAGUCAAUCUCUGGUCAACUUCUUUGAGGAGUGUUUCAGGGAGCCAGAAGUGCUGACAGACGACCAGCAGGAAGACAACGAGGACGAGAGUUAAACUUGAACCUUUGAGCAGCCCCGGCCAGCUACUGUACCACAGCACAAUAUGCAACAAAUCUUUCUAACCCAAAAACUCCACACCACCUGCAGUCCAAUCUAAUUUUUGCUCAAAUCUGAAGCACCUGCAUGUGCGUUCAGGGCCUCUGCCUACAUCCCCUUUCACCUCAUUCUGGCUGCUGUGGAGGAAACCAGUCAGAUGGAGGUUGAAUAAAACUCUGACGUGAAGAGUCUUAUCUCUCUCUGAGGAAAUGGAGUUGUACUCCCUCUGGUGGACAAAUAGAGGAUCAACACAUAACCAUUUAGCAACUCGCCUCCAGUCCCAAACAGGCACAUUUUAAACAAGCGUUCAGCAGCACAAAAUAUUCCAGUGUGAAGAUAAGCUCAUUAUGUUGACUAUUUAAACUAUUAAAAGGCUGCCAGUUUCUGAUAACCAACUAACUUACUGAUUAUUGUGUUUAUAAGUAUGAUUAUUGCUACAUGUUUCUCAGAAUCUCCGUUCAAUGUCUUACAGAUGUAAUAUAUGUGAGUGGAUGUCUGGCUGCAUCAGUCCUUGUGGUUGCUUUAUAGAAAAUAAAAGGCACAAUGUUUAACUUGUGUUGCACACAGAAGGUCUUAAAUGGAAUUAAAUAUUUUCUUUGUUCUAAAAAACCUAAUUUGAUGUCCUGUUGGUUUAGUCACUGUGCCUUACUGUGGGUGAAAUGUGAUCACUGGGAACCCACAUGACACUGAAAAUGAGCAAACAUGGGUGAGAAUUGUCUUAACUAAGAAAAAGCUAUGUGUAACUUGGAGCAAAGGUUCAGAGAAAAUUUCUCUAACUUUGGUAAAGGGUUAAAUAUAAAAUAAAAAGCAGGCAUCUUGUUUGAAUGAAGGUGGUAGAAUACUGACCCACAAAAGUAAACAAUAUUUAGUUAGCAAUUUCUCUAUAUUUACCAACCUUAUUGGCAACUAUGCUUAGUUUUCCAUAUUUGGUGAAUUUCUUUGCGAUGUGUGUUAUUGGCUCUUUCUUCUUCAUGUCACUUCUGUUUGUAUUGUCAGUGGUUUGUGGUCAGCAGGUGUACAAAGUGUAUAAAAACUGACAUUAAGUCUUAUGUUGUAUGUGCAACUUGUAUAUAAAGCAUUUUGACAUGUAUUCUUUGUCCUCAGUCCAUGUGUCCUUGCUGUAAACCAGAAUAGAGCAGUGUGCUGCAACAUUUUAUCCACUGUAUCACAGGAAGUGCACAGAAGUUCAAAGACCAUUUACAUUUUAACAUCCGAAUACCUGCAGAAAAGCACAUAUCUUAAAAUAAGUGAGAUGUACAGGUGCCUUUUUAUGUUCUUUCCAAGCACAUCGUCAUCACAGACAAACAGUUUUGAAGGUCUUCUUAAAAUGUUUUAAUGUCACAAAAAAAUUACUUUAAUAUUUUGCUGAUGUGGAACGGUGAGCAGUGCCUAAUUAGGCAACCUGAUCUGGCCAAUCAGAGCAGACUGCUUUUUCAGAGGAAGGUGGUAACCCUUCCCCAACAUGUUUGGUAAUUAUGGAAGCAAAUAGCACCCAAAAGUAAUAAUUGUGGGUUUUCAAGAGUCCCAGUGAGCCAUGAAGACAAGACAUUGAACACAUUAAUACUUACAAGUCAAAGAAACUCACUGAAAUGUUACCGUAACUGAUUAGGAUUACCAACUUGUGUGUAGGUCUACACCAUAGUUAAAGUCACCACUGAACACUUAAUUUACUUUAGGAAUCCACAAUUUGUGAAGUUUCACCAUUAAAAUUUAGCUUUUU